GCGGGGAGUUGAUCUUGGAGAUAGAAUUAUUUAUCAGCAGAAAUAUUUGACGCAUUCUGUUCUAUCAGUUACUGAUUCUUUCUAUACCCUGCAUUGAAAGAUUCCAAUAUCCCCGGAUACUUAAUAGCAGACUGAUCAAGUCCUGUGUAUCCGCAAUCUCCGACAUAUUUUUUUCACUACCCCUCCAACCGACAACUGGAAGGUCAAAAUUUUUUUAAACAUACACCCACACCAUGUCUUCCUCGCAAGAUCCUCAUCACGAAACCGAAAAUGACGCCUACAUGCAGGCCGACGAUGCUGACGAGAUUGUCGAGCGCGAUGAGGACCACCCCAUGGAGUCGGAUGGCGAAGACGAGCCCAUGAUCGAACAGCAAGAGAUCACCCUGCAGAACGACUCGACUGCCCACUUCGACCUUCACAACGACUCUGUGUUCUGUAUCGCCCAGCACCCGAUUCACAAUAACAUCGUCAUCACUGGUUCCGGCGACGAUACCGCGUACAUCUUCGAUUCGACACCGUUGGACGAGCGACCCGUCCUCCCGCAAAGCUACGAAUCGAACCCGCAACCGAGACGUGAGCGCGAGUCUCUGCAGCCUCUACUCAAAUUGGACGGACACACUGAUACCGUCAAUGCGGUGGCCUUCACCGAGCCCAAGGGAGAAUACGUCGUGACGGCAGGUCUGGACGGCCGAUUGCGCGCAUGGCGCGAUGCUACCCCCCAGCAGACCGGACUGAGCUGGGAAUUCGUCGCGGACUCGCAGGAAGUCGAGGAGAUUAACUGGGUUGCUGUCUGCCCCAGCCAGAACGGCGACGAGGAGAAGAGCAAUGUCAUUGCUAUCGGUGCCAGUGAUGGUAGCGCUUGGGUUUUCCGUAUUGACCACAACGACGCUGCUCAGCCUAUCUCUAUUCUCCAGACUUUCUUCCAGCACACCGGAUCGUGUACCGCGGGUGCCUGGACUCCUGAUGGGAAGCUGCUCGCUACUGUCUCCGAGGAUGGAAGUUUCUACGUCUACGAUGUCUUCGGUGCCGCUGCCGCUGCCGGUGUCUCUUACUCCGCUGGUACAAGCGCAGUUGUCGGAUUGACUGCUGAUGACCAGCGUUUCGCUGUCGAUGGAGGUCUCUACUCCAUCGCAAUUUCGCCGGGCGGUGCCAUUGCCGCCGUCGGUGGUGCAGAGGGUCACAUCCGGAUCGUCGGUCUUCCUCGUCUCCCAUCAUCGCCUGAUGCGACCUCAUCCAAGGCAAAGAACAAGUCUGCCAACCAGCAAGGUUCGACCGGUGCCUCUGCCGCCGGUACCCUUCUUGCCUCUCUCCAGGCCCAAAGCGAUGGCGUCGAGACACUCUCCUUCUCCGAACCUCCGAUGACUAUUCUCGCAGCUGGAUCGGUCGAUGGAUCGAUCGCUCUCUUUGACGCUGCACACCGCUUCGCCGUCCGUAGACACAUUCGCGAAGCCCACGAAGGCAGCGCCGUGGUCAAGGUUGAGUUCCUCCACAGCCGCUCUCCUCAAGCCCCCUUGUCUCGUCCCGCUCCUUUGGCGAAUGCUGCUGCAGGCCAAGGACGUUCAUGGCUGCUUACCUCUGUCGGUAUGGACGGUGUCGUGAGACGCUGGGAUGCACGUGGUGGAACUACCGCUGCUGGCUUCGGAUUGUUGAAGGAAUGGAGUGGCCACGCUGGUCUGCUCGAGAAUGAAGAAGGAGAGCAGUCUGGUGGUAUUAUGGGCUUUGUGCAAGGGUUUGAUGGAAAGCGUAUUGUGACUGCCGGUGAUGAUGGCAUUUCGUUGGUUUUUGAGGAAUAAUUGAUUUACAGUAUUAGUAGAUAGAUAUAUUUUGAUCAUUCCAGAUUUGUAUAGAUGGGGAUGGUUAUGAUUAAAAGUUAUGUUAUGAUGAUUACGAGCAUACCCUGGAUAUAUCGAGUCUUGUCAUGUAGGACGUUAUGUCAAGUAUGUCCGUCGAUGACACUUUAAAGCGACUGAAAAAUACGAGAAAGCAAAAGUAUGGAAGAAAAUGCACUCAAUAGUAAAACAUGCUAUGUAC
This is a messenger RNA of Aspergillus wentii DTO 134E9, 2031 nucleotides long. RefSeq names its product WD40 repeat domain-containing protein. The record is from RefSeq and is a predicted model, not a curated record. The transcript has a single exon. Lineage: Eukaryota; Fungi; Ascomycota; Eurotiomycetes; Eurotiales; Aspergillaceae. Gene Ontology annotation, molecular function: protein binding. Bases 234 to 1793 code for a protein of 519 amino acids.